AUGGUCCUCUUUCCCUCCCGCUCAAUGCGGGAGGCACCAUCGUGUUUAAAAAAAAUCAUUUGUGUAUUCCAGCCCGGAUGUGACUCACCUCAGCAAAAGUAUAGACACUUUAACUUUUCCAGAUAUGUGUUCACAUGUCUUUCGAUCCCACUCUUGGACUCACCCGCUCAGCACAGCACGCACAUGAUCCUUCUUGGAGUCGUUCAACGACGAGUCGGCGUCUUCUCGCAAUGCCGCUCGAUGUAUCCUUCAGCCUUAAAUGCCUUCCACAACGCCACGAUUUCAUUCAUCCAGUCGCGAUUACCCUUUAACGCCUUGAUCUUAGUCUUGUCGUCAUCAACCUCCUUAUCAUUAUCCUCCUUAUCGUCAUCCUCCUUCUUAUUAUCCUCCUUCUCAUCAAGUCUUUGCAGCUCCUUUCUCUGCUGGCAAAUAAAGUGUAAUAGUGGAUAUAGUCUUGAGCUUCUUGGCUCGUCGAGCCGUUGCCGACAACAGUUCGGAUUGCUGCUGACAUGCUGUUUGUGGAGUUGUGGAGUUGUGGUGUGUGCAGAGAUGCAAACCCGGGGUUAUAUCCCUUUAUAUACCUCUUGA
Fusarium mangiferae is the source of this 588-nucleotide messenger RNA. RefSeq lists its product as uncharacterized. The transcript is spliced from 8 exons. Lineage: Eukaryota; Fungi; Ascomycota; Sordariomycetes; Hypocreales; Nectriaceae. The coding region runs from base 1 to 588 and encodes 195 amino acids. The record is from RefSeq and is a predicted model, not a curated record.